GGCGGGCAGAAGCUCGGGCCGCAGGCUGCCGCGCCGUGGCAGCUCGCGCGCUGAGACGUUGCAUCGCUGCCCUUCCACUGUAUAGUCAGAAACGAGUGCCAGGAGAUCGUGCGCGAGCGCUUGCGACCUUGCGUGCGGUGCAAACGAUGCUCAGGCGCCAGAGCAGUCUGGAAUGUGCCGCGGCAGGGGGGGCGUUGGCAGCUCUUUGGCUCUACCUGAGACGCCGCCGGCGCGACAUCACACUCACCUACCUGGAUGCCAAGGGCAGCGCCGAAGCAACGCGACUGGCGCUCACGAUCGGUCGCGUGCCCUUCCGUGACGAGCGUCUGAGUUACGCCGAGGUAGCGUUGUUGCGUGACGAGCUGCCCUUUGGGCAGGUGCCCACGCUACGCGUCGGCGACGAGAUGUACUGUCAAAGCGCGGCGAUCUUGAGAUACGCCGGCCGCUGCGCGGGACUGUUCCCGUCCGAUCCAGAAUCGCAGCUGCGCUGCGAGAUGGUGCUGGAGUGCAUCGCCGAGAUUGGACGCGACCUGCUGCCGCUCUGGUAUAAGUCGGUGCUACGCCGCGACCCGACGACCGGCGCGCCCGGCGUGCCGCUGACCCAGGCGCAGGUCCAGAAAGUCCGCAAUAGCGUCUCGACGAGCUAUAUGCCCGUUGGCUUUCGACGACUCGAGAAAAUCCUGGGCGAGCGCACUUAUUUCUGCGGCGAGCGCCUGACCAUUGCGGACCUCGCGUUCUUCGUCGACGCGACGCAAAUCAUGGAAGGGACGUUCCUGGCCGACACGGGCGUCGGACCUGCCGUAUUGCUGGAUUGUCCGAACCUGCGCGCGCUCCGAGAACGAGUCGCAGCACGCGACGACGUCGCCGCGUACUACCGCGCAGAGGCGACUCGUCCCACGCAACGAGCGGCGCCGAUGCGACGGGCCUCGCCGUCGGCGUGACGGAGAGUGCGUCCUCCUUUUUUUGGCCCCCCGUUGAAUUUCUACGUUCUUUUCUAAUUUAAGUACAGACAUUACAGAGGCGGCGU
This is a messenger RNA of Pelagomonas calceolata, 1027 nucleotides long. NCBI's taxonomy places the organism in Eukaryota, Pelagophyceae, Pelagomonadales, Pelagomonadaceae. The record is from the annotation of a GenBank genome assembly.